CUAUAGUCUACAAUCACAACACUGUCAAGUGAAACACUCAUACAAGCUGCUAAGGGAUGAGUUCUACAUAUUUCUCAACAACAGGUGUCCUGCUUGCCUUGGCUGUUUUGUACCUUGUUCAUAUACUAAAAUUAUGGAUUCAAAACAUUGGAAAAAAUCUCCCUCCUGGACCCAGAGCUUUACCGUUAAUAGGAAAUCUGCACAUGAUAAACCUAAUGAGGCCAUCCCACUCACUUAUGGAGCUUUCAAAGCAAUAUGGUACGAUUUUUAGAAUUCAAAUGGGGAGUGUGAAAAUGGUGGUUCUCUCAGGAUAUGAAACGGUGAAGAGCGCUCUCGUGGACAAUGCAGAUGACUUUGCUGAAAGGCCUUUUGUCCCAAUAUUUGAAGACAUUAACCAAGGAUGGGGCGUUCCUUUCUCUCAUGGUGAGAAUUGGAAAGAAAUGAGACGGUUUACCCUUUCCACCUUAAGGGAUUUCGGCAUGGGAAGGAGCACAAUAGAAGAUAAAAUUGUUGAGGAAUUUUGUUUGCUGAUUAAAGAACUUGAAUUAGAAAAAGGAAAGCCCACUGACCUAGCUAUAAUAAUAAACUUGGCAGUUGGAAACAUCAUUACAUCAAUUGUGCUGGGGCACCGUUUUGACUACAAGGACCCCACAUUACGUAGACUUAUGCAUCUUGUAAAUGAAAAUAUGAGACUGAUUGGAAGUCCUUCAGUACAGAGAUAUAAUGUGUUCCCACUGUUACGAUACCUUCCUGGCGACCAUCUAAAAGUUAAAAAAAAUAUUUCAGAGCUUCACUCUUUUCUUCAGAAAACCUUCCUACAGCAUCUUAAGGAACUGGAUAGAGAUGACAAAAGAAGCUUUAUUGAUGCUUUCCUUGUCAGACAGCAAGAGGAGGAAGCCAAUCCCAACUCCUUUUACCAUGAAGCUAAUUUACUAAGUAUCAUCGUAACUUUAUUUACUGCAGGAACAGAGACUACAGCUUCCACAAUACGAUGGGUCCUUUUGUUCAUGACAAAAUACCCUGAUAUACAAAAGCGUGUACAUGAAGAAAUUGACAACGUGAUUGGGACAUCCUUACCCAAAUAUGAGCAUCGAGUUAACAUGCCUUACACCAGCGCUGUCAUACACGAAACACAGCGCCGUGCAAAUAUUGUGCCAAUGAACCUUCCUCGAGAAACUACAAAAGACAUAAUGUUUCAAGGUUACCACCUACAACGGGGAACCUAUAUUAUUCCAUUGCUUGAAUCGGUUUUGUAUGACAAGACUCAGUUUGAAAAUCCUGAAUCUUUCUGCCCUGAACAUUUCCUGGACUCAGAUGGAAGAUUUGUCAAGAAUUCUGCUUUUAUGCCAUUCUCAGCAGGAAAGAGAGUCUGCAUAGGAGAAACACUUGCAAAAAUGGAGUUAUUCCUCUUUUUUACCAGUCUCAUGCAAAGUUUCAGUUUUCAUCCAGCUCCUGGGGAUUCUAUAACUGAAAUCAAGCCAGCAAUUGGAUUUACUACCCCUCCAGUAGCUCAAAAGAUCUGUAUUAUAUCUCGCUCACAAGGAAACCAAAAAAAUACCACACCAGAGAUUGCUGCGGAAUCCACCUGGCUAACCCACAAACCGGUUAUCCAUGGGGAACUGAUAAAAAGAGCCCACUACCUCAAACAGACGUCCCAAACCCAACAGGUCACCUGGUGCAAACAACUGCAUGAUCUUAAUAAACUAAACCAAACAAACCCAACCCCAGAGUUAAAAAGCCAAAACUCAGAAACACAGAACAAGAUACAGACUCUAGCACGUACCAAAGUAGGAUACUCACUAAGAAAAUUAAAAGCCACACACUACUCUCAGGGUAAUAGAGCGAGCAAGAUACUAGCUCAAAGACUUCGAGACAGACAGGCCAUGUCCAAAAUAGCACACAUAGAGGCACCAAAUGGAGACAGAAUAGUUGCUACAAAAGCCAUAAGCGACGAAUUCACCACAUACUAUGAAACCUUAUACAACCUUAAAAAUGACCCACUAACGCCCUUAACAUCCCCCGCAUCUAUUGAUGACUACUUAAAGGAUGCCCACUUACCAACCCUCUCACAAAAGGGGAUGCCCUCUCAGUCCCCAUCACUCAACAAGAGCAGUUAUCUUUAUUUACAACACCUCGAGGAGAUGGAUGUCUACAAAAGGAAAUUUCCCUCCUGGACCCACGCCUUUACCUCUGAUUGGAAAUCUACACAUCCUGGAUUUAAAGAGACCAUAUCUAACAUUAAUGGAGGUCUUAUUUUCUCACAUGGAGAAAACUGGAAAGUUAUGAGGCGAUUUACUAUUACCACCUUACGUGACUUUGGAAUGGGAAAGAGCAGUAUAGAAGUAAAAAUUGUUGAUGAAUGUGAUAAGUUGAUUCAGCAAUUUCAAUCAUUUAAAGGCAAGCCAUUUGAUUGCUCUGUGGUCACAAAUGCAGCGAUUGCAAACAUAAUCGUGUCAAUAACCCUUGGAUAUCGCAUGGAGUAUGAAGAUCCAAUGUUUAUGAGACUUUUGAGUCUGACAAAUGACAAUGUCAGGCUGGUGGGAUCACCAAUGGUUUUGAUGUAUAAUUUGUCUCCCAGUUUUUUUAAUCUAUUUCCUGGAAGUCAUAAAACCCUUGUGAAGAACAUAGAAGAGAUACAUGCUUUUAUAAGGAAGACAUUUAUCGAGCAUGUGAAAGAAUUAGAUGCAAAUGAUCAGAGGAGUUUUAUUGAUGCAUAUCUUGUUCAACAAAAAGAGGAGGAAAUGAAUCCCCAAACAUUUUUUGAUGAUCUAAACUUGAUCAGUCUCGUAAGAAACUUAUUCUCUGCAGGAAUGGAGACAACUACUACAACCAUUCGCUGGGGUCUUCUUCUUAUGGUUAAACACACAGAAAUUCAAGAAAAAGUUCAAGAUGAGAUUUCAAGGGUAAUAGGAACUUCACCUCCUAGAUAUGAUCACCGCUUCAAAAUGCCGUAUACCAACGCUGUUAUACAUGAAAUCCAGAGAUUUGCCAGCAUUGUACCCAUGAAUUUGCCUCAUGAAACGACUAAAGAUGUCAAUUUUAAGGGAUAUUUUAUUCCAAAAGGAACAUAUAUCGUCCCUUUGUUAUACUCUGUUCUUCGUGACAAGACACAGUUUGCAGAACCAGAAAAAUUUAAUCCAAAUCAUUUUCUUGACUCAAGAGGGGAUUUUGUGAAGAAUGAGGCUUUUAUACCAUUUUCUGCAGGUCGUAGAGUCUGUGCUGGUGAAAAUCUUGCACAAAUGGAGCUGUUCCUCUUUUUUACAAAUCUUCUACAAAAAUUUUAUUUCCAUCUGCCUCCUGGGGUAACCGAUGUCAAUCUUACCCCUGAAAUUGGAAUUGUGACACCUCCUGUGCGUUAUAGAAUUUGUGCAAUAUCACGGGUUUGAUUACUUAUGUGAAUGGAUUUCUGAUGGUAUCUUUAGCACAGCAUCCACCCGCAGAAGUUCAGUGUGAAGUCUGAAACACAGUGUAUACCUGUGCUCAUUUGCAUUUGUGGGUGUACCGUAUGAUCAUUUGAUAAUGUUAAUUAAACACUAUGGGUAUACUGGUAGUUAAGCACUAUGGAUUUUUAUAGAUAUGUGGCACUUUCAUAUUGUAACUCUAUGAUUAAAGCUAUGUCUGAAACGUUACAGCGCUGAUUGGUGUUUUUCUAUGUUCUCUGGCCCCAAAUAAAGACAGCCUUUUAA
This is a messenger RNA of Pelobates fuscus (common spadefoot toad), 3686 nucleotides long. RefSeq lists its product as uncharacterized. Gene Ontology annotation, molecular function: iron ion binding; heme binding; oxidoreductase activity, acting on paired donors, with incorporation or reduction of molecular oxygen, reduced flavin or flavoprotein as one donor, and incorporation of one atom of oxygen. Bases 57 to 3386 code for a protein of 1109 amino acids. The transcript has 18 exons. The record is from RefSeq and is a predicted model, not a curated record. Gene Ontology annotation, biological process: xenobiotic metabolic process. Gene Ontology annotation, cellular component: cytoplasm; intracellular membrane-bounded organelle. NCBI's taxonomy places the organism in Eukaryota, Metazoa, Chordata, Amphibia, Anura, Pelobatidae.